GUUUCCUUUUAACAAUAAAUUUUAAUAAGAUGAACAGAUGAUGUCUUUCCGAUUCCAAGAUUCCACAAUUAACAUUGCAGCUAUCCAUUCUCUACUCUUAUAUUUAAACCCUUUUCUAUCCCACUUGCUUUUCAUAUCGAAAUUUUGAUUACCAUAUUUCUGUUCAUAAUUGAGCAACAAGCGACUGCAGUAAUAGAAGCUUUGGAUUUAGAAAUUUUGGAUUGAGAUUUUUUGUAUUAACAUGAAGAAAAUUUCCUUGGUCUUGAAUCCUGUUUGAUCACAACAUACGAAGUUUUAAAAAUUUAAAAAUUUGUAAAGUAAUACGGCGCUUAUGAUGUUGAUGAUAUCUUUUAAUUUCUACAGAUUCCAUAAAUAGAUCGCCAGCAGAAAGUCUUCAGUUUCAUGCGCGUUUCUCGUUCUUGCCUCAACCAAAUCACCUUUACAUUUCUUACAAUAGCGCUCGUUCAAGUAUAUCCAAAUAAAGAUUUAACUAAAGAGAGUUGGUAUGACAACUACAGGAAUUAUAACAAGAUCUUUCGUGGCUCUGAAUUUUUUGAAUUUGUUUGAUGUUUUCGUUUAGCUUUUGAUUUCUUUGCUUUUUUUUUAGAUGUCGUGUUUGUUUUAGUUUCAUCGGCACGAUUCUGUCUGUGCUGGACGAACCAUCAUCAAAUGGUGAUGAUGUUGAGAAUGACAUUGAUGAAUCAUUUCUUCGCAAUAACUCUUUUGGAUUUUCUUCAGGUGG
This is a messenger RNA of Rhizophagus irregularis DAOM 181602=DAOM 197198, 742 nucleotides long. The record is from RefSeq and is a predicted model, not a curated record. Lineage: Eukaryota; Fungi; Glomeromycota; Glomeromycetes; Glomerales; Glomeraceae.